AGGACAGCACUUACUCAACUAACACUCAACAACGCAAUAUUUAGCGGUAUAAUAUUUGGAUGUGGUUUGAUGGCUGAUGGUGUACGAUUUGUCCAUUUGUAAUAUUUUAUAUCUUAAAGACAAUUUCUCGAGCUAUUGCAAAAUACAUCACGUAAAAAUUUCUCGAGUGACGUCCGUGUAAACUUAUCUACCAAAAUGGGUAGAACAAGAGGAUCUCAGAGUAAUAUGAGAGAGAGCCAAGAUCUUUUUUUAUCCCAGGACCUUCCUGGCCCAAGCAGCCAGGGCAGUGUGUCGUCGCAACGACGUACUAGAAAUUCAACCCUCACAAGCUCACAGAUUAUGAAAUCUAAUAUAAGGGAAAAGGAUAUGCAAUUGAUUAAUAGCAUAAUAAGAUACCUCUUUGUGGCAGAUCACAACAAGCUACCUAUACAAAAAUCGCAUAUCAUCAAAAAUGUUCUAGAUGGAAAUCGCAAAAUUUUUCGUUCGAUAAUGGAGAACGUAAGCGAGCAAUUGUCUGAGGUAUUUGGAUAUAAUCUUAUAGAAGUUGAAAGUAACAAAUACUUAUUAGUAAAUGAAGUAGAAAAUCAACUUCCACAUCUCACCUUCGAAGAUGGCCAUAAACAGGUGCUGUUGUAUCUUAUACUUGUACAUAUUUUCAUGUUUGGCGAAUCGUGCAAAGAAGAAAUACUGUGGGACUUUCUUCGACACCUAGGUAUUAUAACUGAAAAUAAUUUUCAACAUGAAUAUUUUGGCGAUGUUCAUCAUUUGGUGACAGUAGAGUUUGUAAAUCAGAGAUACCUUGACAAAACACUAAUAGAUAGGAAUGAUCCAACAAAAUUCAAAUAUGCAUGGGGAUCUCGAGCGCAAAAUGAGCUUACUUAUCGUUCGGCUUUACAAUUUGUGGCAGAUAUAUACGGUUGUCCCAUAAAUAAAUGGAAAUUGCAAUAUAAAGCUGUACUUGAAGAUGAAGCAUGAAACGGAAACGAAAUAAUUUGUCUAUUUUUAACGUGUGAUAAAGAAACUACAAAUGUAUAGAGAUCUUAUCUUUUCUUAUUUUUACAGUACAAAGGUUAAAAAAAAAGCUUUCUUUUAUAUCAAAUGGUAUAUAUUAUAAAAAAUAUAACAGUAUCUUCAUUUAGAAUUUAAUUUAAAAGUUUUAAUUCAAAAAAGUUUUAUUUCUCUAUAUGUAAUUUUAUAUUUUAUCCCUUCGUUGAAAAACUCGGGUGUGAUAAAAGAAUAAUAUAUAUUUUUAAA
Messenger RNA from Monomorium pharaonis (pharaoh ant), 1254 nucleotides. Its product is annotated as non-structural maintenance of chromosomes element 3 homolog. Bases 196 to 975 code for a protein of 259 amino acids. The transcript has 6 exons. The record is from RefSeq and is a predicted model, not a curated record. NCBI's taxonomy places the organism in Eukaryota, Metazoa, Arthropoda, Insecta, Hymenoptera, Formicidae. Gene Ontology annotation, cellular component: nucleus.